UUCCGGGGUCAGAGGUUGCGCUUUUGGAAGUUUCUAGCAAUGAGAAACAUGUGAGAUGUUAAAGUUCUGUACAUUCUCUACAGAUAUAUCUGCAUUAACUGUGUUUGGAAGAUCAGCGGCUCUUUAUUUCUCGAAUGAGUUUCUACAGUAAAUGUGAAGAUGUUCGGCUGUUUAGUCGCUGGAAGACUGGUGCAAACGGAUGUGCAGCAGGUCGCUACUGAUAAGUUCGUGUUUAAUUUACCAGACUAUGAGAAUGUGAAUCAUGUGGUGGUGUUUAUGUUGGGUACAGUGCCCUUCCCGGCGGGCAUGGGUGGUGCUGUGUACUUCUCUUUUCCUGAUCCCUCUGUGGGACAGGUGUGGCAGCUGUUGGGCUUCAUCACGAAUGAGAAACCCAGUGCCAUAUUCAAGAUCUCUGGUCUGAAAGCUGGUGAAGGUGGAGCUCAUCCGUUUGGAAUGAUGGGGGUUCCUCAGGCUCCUUCGGUCGCUCAGGUCGGAGUUUCUGUGGAGGCUUUAGAUCUGCUCGCACAACAAACACCAGUAUCUAAUGCAACUGUUUCCACAGUGGACUCAUUUACACAGUUCACACAGAAGAUGUUGGAGAGCUUGUACAACUUCACGUCCUCGUUUGCACUGUCACAAUCACAGAUGACACCAAACCCUUCAGAGAUGUACGUUCCUGCGAGCUCCAUCCUCAAAUGGUAUGAAAACUUUCAGAGAAGAAUGAUGCAGAACCCUAACUUCUGGAAGACUUGACAUGCUUCUCUUUCUUUCAUUUAACAGUUUGACACAUUUCCUCAUUGAGGAACAUAUAAUCUUUCAUUUAAUGUUCAUUUUUAUCAUUGAUGAGGAGUUUCAUUUGUUCUUGAGAAUUUAGUUUUUCUUUGAACUUUGCAGAGCUCAUCAUUCACUUGUUUUCUGAAGAUAUUUAUAUAAACUGUGCUGAACUCAAAAUAAACACAAUCUCUGACGUAUUUGGUUAAUAUACUGUAUAUUGAGUGCUGUUGUUUUUAUUUUUCCAAUCUACACUAAUGUGGUUUAAAAAACUCUGUCAGUGAGAAAUUCACUCUCAGUAAUCCCCAUUCAUUCAUUCAUUUAUUUCACAAGGUCUGACUGAUUUAGGAAAUAUGAAUUACAGUAUAUUGUCAUAUUUAAUAGUCUUUAGCGAUAGGACUCCUGACAUCUUGCCAAAUGAGUUGUUGUGAUUUAUAUUUACUGUGUGUGUUCAAAUAACUCUGAAAUAUAAUACAGAAACAUUUAAAACAUUUAAAGUUCAGAUUUAUGCACCUAUUAACAGAUGUGACGUCACUGCAUAGUGUCUUUAGAAACUGAUUUAUCAAAAUGAUCAUGAGAGCAAGAAAAUGAAUCUUUAGCCUGUGUUAACUUCUUGUUACUGCAUGUUUGUAAACUAAUAUAAUUAUUAUUUACUUCAGUAGUAAUUUCAGAACUUGAAUAAUGUUUUAUUAUCAUUAAAUUGAAAUGUGUGAAGAUGCUUGCGCUCAUCUGUUGACUCUCGAGACUCUGAUGACGGUUAAGUCUUAUUCAAAUGCUCAAAUAAAUAAAAUAUAUGAAAUAUUCCAUCAUAUUAGUCACAGCAAUACUGGAAGAAUGUAAGAGGAGAAUGACCUUUAGGGUUAGAAUAAAAAUAUCUUAUUGCAGAAAUACAGCUGACAUUUUUAUUCCUGGCAGAUAUUGAUCAUAUUUGGGUGUAAGUGUAGUGUUUCAAUGAGAGACUCAUGAAGGUCAGAACUUUAUUUUGACACUCAGUUACAGUACCGCAGCACUGUGGCAGCAGUGGAGUCAUUCAGGUUCCUGGGCACUACCAUCUCACAGGACCUGAAGUGGGAGAUCCACAUUGACUCUAUUGUGAAAAAGGCCCAGCAGAGGUUGUACUUCCUUCGCCAGCUGAGGAAGUUCAACCUGCCACAGGUGCUGCUGAUACAGUUCUACUCAGCAGUCAUUGAGUCUGUCCUCUGCACUUCUAUAACUGUCUGGUUUGGUUCAGCUACGAAAUCAGACAUCAGAAGACUAUAAAGGACAGUUCGGACUGCUGAGAGGAUAAUUGGUUGCCCCCUGCCCCCCCUUCAAGAACUGUACACUUCCAGAGUGAGGAAAAAGGCUGAAAAAAUCACAAUGGACCCCACUCACCCUGCCCACUACCUUUUUGAACUGUUGCCUUCUGGCUGGAGCUACAGAGCUCUGAGCACCAGAACCGUCAGGCACAGGAACAGUUUUUUCCCACAGGCUAUCCCUCUCAUGAACAGUUAAAACUGCCCCAUUGAGCAAUAACUAUGUGCAAUACACAGUUUAGUCUUUUUUAUAUUUAUCUAACACAUCCAACCUCUUCUGCAUUACAUUCCCUUGCACUGUACAUAACAGAUUUGGAUAUUGUAUACACACACACACACACACACACACAUAUAUAUAUAUAUUGUCUUUUGGUGUAUUUCUAUAUAUACUUUAUUUUCUACUCACUUUUUAUUUUUAUUCUUUUCUUUUUGUUGUAUUGUUGUUUACUGGAAGCUUCUGUCACCAAGACAAAUUCCUUGUAUGUGUAAAAAUACUUGGCAAUAAAGCUUAUUCUCAUUCUGUUUAAUCUUAUAUACCCAAACUACAGUCUGCAGGUCACAAACAACUGAUUAAAUAAUGAAAACCAUGUUACUGACUGAUCAUUUAUAAACAUGAACAUUUCACAUUUACAAACACUCAAAUAUGAUAUGGA
Myxocyprinus asiaticus (Chinese sucker) is the source of this 2719-nucleotide messenger RNA. It is a transcript of the gene hikeshi, whose product is annotated as heat shock protein nuclear import factor hikeshi. Gene Ontology annotation, molecular function: nuclear import signal receptor activity; Hsp70 protein binding. Gene Ontology annotation, biological process: protein import into nucleus. Gene Ontology annotation, cellular component: cytosol; nucleus. Lineage: Eukaryota; Metazoa; Chordata; Actinopteri; Cypriniformes; Catostomidae. The record is from RefSeq and is a predicted model, not a curated record. The coding region runs from base 160 to 753 and encodes 197 amino acids. The transcript is spliced from 5 exons.